UCCAAGUUAGUUGAACUUAAAACCUACGAUGUUGAUGUUUCCUUCUCAUUGUUAUCAUCGAAGCCACAUUGUCAAAACCCUCUCCUGUUCUUCUACAAUGUUCCAUUCCUUCUUCGUAUCCUCCACCAUCUUCUAAACACCACCAUUCCCAAAACCAUCUUCGAUCCAAUCGCCACCCGAAACCCUUAUAUUCAACCGACCCAUUUCACCAAUUUCACCAAUUCAACUUCCGAAUCAAUCAAAAUCGGUUUUUGAUUCGUGGGGUUGGUUCAAAAUGUCGUCUUUCACCACUAUCCCUUGUCCCAAAUGUCUCACUUUUCAUCAUUUGGGUUUGAGUUCUCAGAGCCUUUCAGGACGGAAUGUGCAGGUGGGGUUCAAGAAGUGUCAGUCGUUUGGAUCUGUGAGCUGUGAUUUGGUGACAAAUGGGAUUCAGUGCCUCGAAAGGAAGCAAACUUCUGUCUGGAAGUCUCAAGCACAUCCUAAUGAGGCCGCUACUAUUGAAAAUUCUUCAAAUUCUGCACCUGCAUUGGUCAAUGAACCUAAAGAUCUUGCUUUACCAAAGGAGGAAGAUAACCAUAAUGGAAAACCCUCCGGUCCAACCACUCCUACAGAUGAAGAAUCUUCAGUUUUCACAUUUAUGAAUCAAGUUUCAGAGCUUAUUAAACUUGUGGAUUCGAGAGAUAUUGUGGAGCUGGAACUUAAGCAAGCUGGGUAUGAGCUCAUGAUAAAGAAAAAGGAAGCUUUGCAGCCUCCACCCGUGUCACAACAAUCGUUUUCCUAUCCGGCAUAUCCUUCUCAUUAUGCACCACCACCGCCACCACCAUCUGUUGCUACUUCUGCUCCUGCAAGUGCUCCACCUGCAAAACCAGUUGCGGCCUUGCUUUCGAAAAGUAGUGCAUCAUCUCAUCCACCCUUUAAAUGUCCAAUGGCAGGAACUUUCUAUCGAUGUCCUGCGCCUGGUGCACCACCAUUUGUCAAGGUGGGAGAUAAAGUGCAGAAAGGGCAGGUUAUUUGUAUUAUUGAGGCUAUGAAACUGAUGAAUGAAAUUGAAGCUGAUCAAACAGGAACUAUAGUUGAGAUUCUGGUAGAAGACGCGAAGCCAGUCAGCGUAGGCCUGCCUCUUUUUGCAAUUGCACCAUGAUGAGUACCAGAAGAAGGGACUUUUUACAUCGUUAGUUCUUGCAUAAACAUAGCACAAGACUGUGAUAAUGGCGUGGAAUUUUUAUUAUUCAGAUACGUUUAUUGAGCGAUAAUAUCUGUUCGAGUUUAGAAAAUCAUUAUAUUUAUUUAAAAAUAGCGACAGUUCAAGACAUAAAUGCCAUGGCAUAUCAGAAGGAGUGUUAGAGUUUGUAGUUCUAAACAGUUUUAAUAAUAUUUUCUUGUGAAAGAGUUUUACGAUAAUUGUGUCGAAGUUUUAUGCAUUUGAUUUUAUUCUGGUA
Molecule: messenger RNA, 1439 nt
Organism: Vicia villosa (hairy vetch)
Lineage: Eukaryota; Viridiplantae; Streptophyta; Magnoliopsida; Fabales; Fabaceae
Product: biotin carboxyl carrier protein of acetyl-CoA carboxylase, chloroplastic-like
Exons: 7
Coding region: 275-1141 (288 amino acids)
Biological process (GO): fatty acid biosynthetic process
Cellular component (GO): acetyl-CoA carboxylase complex
Molecular function (GO): acetyl-CoA carboxylase activity
Source: RefSeq, a predicted model, not a curated record